CUCUACAUUCAUCUAAAUCUUGCAGGUUUAAUUAAUUAUAGCAUGGCUUCGCUGGUAUUGCUGCCGAUGCAAAGACUGCAGAUGAUGAAGUUGCCAAAGGUUCAGUCAGAUCGAAAAAUGGCAAGUAAUUGUGGUAAAAAAUCGGCCUUAAAAGAGCUGCGGAAAUUAACAAAAAUAGUUGCCGAUACGGGCGACUUUGUGAAACUGAAAAAGUAUAAAGCGACGGAUGCAACAACAAAUCCCUCAAUUAUAUUAGCCGCAUCACGAAUGGAAAGCAAUCUUAAACUUAUAUGCGAAGCAAUCGAGUAUGGAAAGUGUCAAGAGGGACCUGUAGAUAAGCAAGUAUCCGAAGCUGUGGAUUACUUGACCGUAUUAUUUGGAAGCGAAAUUCUAAAGAUUGUACCUGGAAGAGUGUCAACAGAAAUCGAUGCUCGACUUUCCUUCAACGUCAAUGGGAGUGUGGAGAAAGCAUUGAAAUUAAUUGAUUUAUACACUGAUUUUGAUGUAGACAAAAAGCGAAUUCUUAUCAAGUUGGCUUCAACAUGGGAAGGCAUUCAAGCAGCCAAAAUUCUGGAAAGAGAUCACGGUGUACAUUGUAUUCUUACGCUCAUGUUCUCAAUAGUUCAGGCAAUAGCUUGUGCCGAGGCUGGAGUUACACUGAUCUCACCAUUUGUUGGCCGCAUUUUGGAUUGGUAUGUGGCCAACACAGAUUGUAAGAAAUUCGAGUCACAGGAUGAUCCAGGCGUAGUUUCAACUACGCAGAUUUACAACUAUUAUAAGAAGUUUGACUACAAGACCCAAGUCAUGGGUGCAUCCUUCAGAAAUAUUGGCCAAAUCAAGGCGCUAGCUGGCUGUGAUCUGCUGACCAUCAGUCCCGCCCUGUUGGAGGAAAUGGAAAAGGAUGAGAGUGAAGUAAAGUGCUAUUUAUCAGUUGAAAGUGCCAAGAAAGCGGACAUUCAGAAAGUAUCUGUAGACGAGGGUCAGUUUAGAUACAAGCUCAAUGAUGAUGCAAUGGCCUCAGAUAAACUAUCUGAUGGCAUUCGUAAGUUUGCAAUAGAUACUUUAAAACUGCAGAACUUAAUUAAAGAAUAUUGUAGCUAUUAA
This is a messenger RNA of Drosophila innubila, 1104 nucleotides long. RefSeq names its product probable transaldolase. Gene Ontology annotation, molecular function: transaldolase activity. Gene Ontology annotation, biological process: carbohydrate metabolic process; pentose-phosphate shunt; pentose-phosphate shunt, non-oxidative branch. The coding region runs from base 43 to 1104 and encodes 353 amino acids. Gene Ontology annotation, cellular component: intracellular anatomical structure; cytoplasm. Lineage: Eukaryota; Metazoa; Arthropoda; Insecta; Diptera; Drosophilidae. The record is from RefSeq and is a predicted model, not a curated record. The transcript is spliced from 2 exons.